AUGGGUCCUACAAGAUGUCAACACAUUCUUGACCAACACAGUGAGAAGCUAUCGCCUGUGAAGAAGGGUGCAGAAGAAAAACUACAGAAUGCAAUUCAACUUUCUCCUCCGUCACAGGCUUUAUAUGCAAAGGUCGCAGGAAGAACAUCUGAAGCUUGUGUUCCCACAACCGAUGACUUGACCAAGUAUGAGACUUGCAUGAAAGGCCGGCUGAGCAUGGUCACCUCUGCUGGCAAAAGGCUAUCCAAGCAAAUCAACAAAGAAUACGAAGAACGGAAAGCAGCAGAAGACAAAGCACGGAAGAAUGCAGAGAUGCAACAUCAAGCCAAGCUUGCCGAGCAGGCAAAGCAAGCUGCAGCCAGCAAUAUGGCCACUGAAGCUGUUGGUGGUGGGAACAAUGAGCCAAAGGAAGUGUUGCCAGAAGUCAAUGGCUGUUCUACCCACAUGUGUGAGUCCAUUGCUCAUUUUCUUCAAUUGAAGGGCAUCUCCAGUGAUAUUGCAAUUUCUGGAGGUUUGGAUCGAGGAAUUGCCAGUGCACUGGUCACAACACACUUCCUUCCAACUGCUGGCACGGCUUCCUGUGAUGAUCAUGACAAACUCACUGCAAAUGAGGUUCUGGAAUCAGCACUCAACCUGAUCCCAGUGCUGUUGGUUGCAAAUGACGACAAUGCCUCUGCGGCCUCAGAUUGUGCUCAGAAAGGACCACCAUGGCUUGGACCAUUGAAGGAGCGCUUGCAGCAAACAACUACCAGGGCUGCUAUGAUGACUCCUGACAAGGGUACACUGUCAGAGUUUGUUUUCGGGUACAAGAACAAUGAUGGGUUGAAUGAGAUGAUGUCUUUGCUUGAUGCUUUGGCUUCAAGCACCUAUCAAGUUGCAAGUAUGUUCCCUGAGCCAGCUCAAGCUCAAGUGCUGAAGGCACUUCGCUCAGUUGUGCUGCAUCUUUAUGAGACUCACUCAUUCUUCUGCGGCACCUAUGAUAUGCUGACUGGACGGGUUAUUCAUUGCAUCAGUGGCUGCCGUUUCAUUGCUGGGAUUCCAAUUGACAAGGCCUUUUCAUGUUUCCAAAAGGCCAACAACAAGGACGUCUCCACAACUGUGGAUUUGGCAAGUUGGCUGAGGAAAGAAUGCUCUCUGGAAACCAUUAUGGAGGAAGGCUUCUACGUUCUUCUGCAACAAGGAGAUGUCUUUGUAGUACCUCCGGUCUUUUUCAUGAUUGAGGCCAGUCUGGGCAUUGGUGAUGCAGUGCUUGUAUCCUAUCCCUUUAUGCCUGCAGUGAGAACAUUGCAGCCAAAUCGCCUUGUGUUGGACUUCACAGCUCACUGGGAAGAGUCCCUCAAGCUGAUGCAGAAGGUCUUGCCAUCAGAUCAGAGCACAACGUUCAAGUUCCGUUCCAAGGUGCUCAUGGACUUGCUUCGACUCAGCCAAGUGAAGCAACAAGAGCAUACUUCUGACAAUCAUGUCUUUAUCUCUGAUGUCAGGCUUGAGGAAAUUGAAGACCAGGUGCGAUGCAAGUCGUCUAAGCUUGACGACAUACAACUUGGUAAGAAAGCCGAGGGAAUAAAGAACCAUCCUCGGCUGUCAGAGUACAAUACUUUUGUGGGUGAAGAGAUGGAUUUGAACCUUGACUUUGGUGAUGAGUUCGGUUCUAAUGGCAAUGGCUUUGAAGCUCUUGUUGGAUGCAAAGCGGUUGAAGACUGCAGUACUGCCAUCAACAGUGAGCUGGGCCGCGCAGCAGCCAUGAGCUCUCCCCGGCCGAUGGUUGCAUUGCUGGAGGAGAUCGACAUGGGUGAUCCGCAAGGGGAUGGUGGCGGUGAUCUGGAAACGUCUCCCCUAUCUUUAGCGAUUUUCGUCCUCUUGGCCGACCAGGCGCCUGAAAAGAUGCUUCCUCAUGGCUUGCCCUUGUGCAUCUCCCGUUUGCGGCGCGCCAACAUCCUGCUGCGCAGUAGCUAUGUGCUGCUGUCGAACGCAGAGCUGGCGCCGAAUGUGGUGAACCUGGGGGAUUUGAAGUCUUUAGACGAUCCACAGGUGCUUCCUAGUGCGCAGAGCAAUCCCUGCUGGGCACAGCGUGGCUUGCGGCUUUUUGCCUCGUCAAUCGCACUGCUGAAAGAUGCCAAACUGAGCGAAUUGAGGAGUGCUAGCUGCCGCUGGUAUCCCAACUUGCUCUUUCGAAGAGUCUUGGACAGCUUGACCUCAACGGAAGACAUCGAACAAAAGGCUCGGGGCCAGCUCUUUGGUGCUUGCUCGGCAGCGAUGAGGGCCUUCACUUGGACAUGUCGCUGUGAGCUCUAUCUGGAGAUCAUCCAGGGCAGUCGAGUGGAUGCGGUGAUCGGCAGCGUGGUAACACUCUUCAAGGAUGAUUGGUGGAAAGAGGUGCUUGCCCGUACAGACGACUUGGGUGACUUGCGGCUGCAGCUACUGAAGGUCCUGGAGGCCACGCUGUCAGGUGAGGUACAGAUCACCGAUGCCAUGGACACCCUCACAGCCGCUUUGAACAUUUGUCGGUUGGUGGCCCUCUCGAAGCUCCCACAGGCGGAGAUCCUUCGGCAAGCCUUGCGGCCUGGAUCCGGGAAGCACCUGGAUUUGGAGGCGAGGUUGGCAACUAUCUCCAAGCAGAUUGACGCGGAGUUAAAGAUGUUGGAGCAUGGUGCAUCACCCUUAGCUGCAGCCCUCGGUGAUGCUUCAGUGAACUUGGAUCAGCUCAAGCGAGACCGCAUUACUAUGGUGGCCCAUCUCGUGAGCCGUGUGCGCGAGAUCUUGGCCGAAGGACCCCUGCGCUGA
Durusdinium trenchii is the source of this 2781-nucleotide messenger RNA. The record is from the annotation of a GenBank genome assembly. Lineage: Eukaryota; Dinophyceae; Suessiales; Symbiodiniaceae.